Cladophialophora bantiana CBS 173.52 is the source of this 1719-nucleotide messenger RNA. RefSeq lists its product as uncharacterized. Gene Ontology annotation, cellular component: nucleus. Gene Ontology annotation, biological process: DNA-templated transcription; regulation of DNA-templated transcription. NCBI's taxonomy places the organism in Eukaryota, Fungi, Ascomycota, Eurotiomycetes, Chaetothyriales, Herpotrichiellaceae. The coding region runs from base 1 to 1719 and encodes 572 amino acids. The record is from RefSeq and is a predicted model, not a curated record. The transcript is spliced from 3 exons. Gene Ontology annotation, molecular function: transcription cis-regulatory region binding; DNA-binding transcription factor activity, RNA polymerase II-specific; zinc ion binding.
AUGAGUCUCCAGUCAAUCCUUGAGAACGGGUUCGAAUCCGGCCACCACAUUCGACGCAAGGUGCAAAUCUUUCAGAGCGCUCUGGAAGAGAUUGCCGACAAGUUGUCCAUGCCAGAGCUUCUGCAAAGGUUGAAAGCCACAGACAAUACAACUCGAGUUCGCGAGGACUUGCAUCAAGGCGUGAUGGGAGAGAAAGCUCAGUCUUCUAACACCAACUUACGCGAUGACAGAGCUACAGGGCGUUGGGAGGUCGUCUUAGAUCUACAAUCUGGUUUGGGUGAUGUUCCGGGCUCAUGCGUCUCCCAUAUAUCACCCCCCGAAGCUUCUCGACCAUAUCACGAUAAUGUGCGUUAUGCGGAUAUCAUUUCCGAAGGUGUUUUGUCGCAAGAGAGAGCGGAAUCCUACUUUUUUUUGUAUAAGCAGAGAUUGGACCAUUUCAUAUAUCGCGUACCCGGUGAUUGGUUUCAAACCCUGGAUAAUGUUCGACAAUGUUCACCGCUCCUCACGUCGGUGAUUUGCGCUGUUGGUGCACUUCACUCUACUUCCGCCGACUACGAUGUCUGCUACGGUCACUUCACGGCCUUGGCUGCAAGGAAAUUAUUUGCCAAAGAGCAUACCGUAUUUGAUGUGCUGGCUUUCCUUAUAGGCGCUUACUGGUUGAGCGACAUAUCCUGGAACCUCAUCAGCAUUGCCGUCAGAAUCGCCACAGAGCUCCAGCUCCACCGAGCCAUAUAUCACAUUUCGGACGGAGACAAAUCACGCUACCUCUGUGCACGUGUCUACUACCUUGUCUUUGUUUGCGACCACCACUUCUCUAUUCCAUAUGGCCGAUACCCGUGGACACGUCAGUGCGAAGCAAUCAAACUGGGCCGGCAGCUCCUUUCCGGCCCACAUAGCACAAAGGAUGAUCUACGUCUGGUGUAUCAGGUAGAGCUGUGGUCUCUCACGGAGGAGAUAUCCACAACCUUCGGCACCGACACAGACAGGGCUUUGACAGUCUCAAUGGUACCUGACCUUCAUCGAUUCAGUAUUCAACUUGAUUCUUUUCGUACCGAAUGGAAUGCACGAUGGGUGCCGAAUGCAUUUAUCGGAAACUAUGCACGCAAAGGAUCUGGCCUCUACUAUCACUUCGCCAAGUUGUAUCUCUACUCUCAUGCGCUGCGAGGCUUGGGAAAACACAGCUCCCUUGACCAUGACGUUUCCCAACUCGGUCUCGAUAUUGAUGAGUUCGCUAAUGCGGCCGUCCUUUCAGCUACCACCAUUAUACGCACGGUGAUAAAUGACGGCGAGGUCCAGUCCUUCAUUGAUGGCUUUCACACCUACUUUAACAUCAUGAUCGUGUUCGCCGUCGUCUUCCUGCUCAAGGUGUCAGCCGCUUAUUCUGUCUCAAUUCACCUGGACAAAGCAGAGAUCGCAAGCUUGGUAGAACGCUUACUUGUGGUCCUCAAACGCUCUAUUCUCGGUCUCCACCCAAAACAUCUCCUGGUUAGCAUUUCAAAUGGCAUUGAGCAGGCCCUGAACAACUUUUCCAUGAAUCUGAGGCACGAUCCUGGAAAUCACACAAACGACACCGGUGCAAGCUCGGCGAACGUACCAACUGGGAAUGCUGGGGGUUACGAAGUGUUUAGCCCUUUCAUGGAGGAUUUCGAUUUCCUGGCGUCUCAGUCCUUAAUCAACAACUUCCCAGCGGAUGUGAUAGGAGAGGACUUGGCAUCGUAA